AUGUACGGAGUUAGCGGCUCACGGGCAACGCAAGCUUGUGUGACAUGCAGGAAACAAAAGCGCAAGUGUGACAAGACCCUGCCAUCGUGCUCCAGGUGCUCCUCACUGCAGCGCGCAUGCGACUACUCGGAUCCAGGGUCCCCCGCCGCGGGCCCCUCGGCGGAGGCCUUUGCGAACCUCCAGACGAAGCUGGCAGAGAUCGAGGCAAGGCUGGACUCGGCCAGGGCCAAUCCACCCCAGAUGAACGGCACCCCGGGGUCCAGCACGUACGUCGGAGGGUCUGAAUCCAGCCCGGAGAGUGCGGGAGCAGCAGGGGUCGUCCGGCCUAGGGGCGACUUGUGGGUGGAUGGCCAGGCGGCUUUUGAGAGGACAAAGUUUCCGGCGGUCAUGUUUCUUGACAGCGACGUGUACAAGUGGGCCACGGUCUCAAGACCGAAUCCGAACAUUGAUAUACCCAUGGAAGUCCUCGAGAUCCUCGCUUCGAGCAAUGUCGUAGAGGAGACGGCCGCAUCGUACUUUAACACAAUCCACCGCUGGUUCCCUUUCAUCUCCAAGAAGCGAAUGAGUCUGGGAAUCUCGCUCUCAGACGGCGGGCCCGACCUCGCGCUCCUGUUCCUCGCCAUGAAGCUCAUCACGACCGUGCCGACACCAGAGAUGCGCUCCGCGGCAGACUCGCAUCUGUAUGCCGCCUGUAAGCGCUUCCUGGCCCAGCUCGAAUCGGCAGGGACCAUGUCCGUCCUAUACCUGCAGGCCAUGAUACUAGUCGCCCUAUACGAGUUCUCGCACUCUGUCUACCCAGCGGCGUGGAUGACCUCUGGCAGCUGCGUGCGGUACGCGGCGAUGCUGGGCCUGCCGUCGUUUCAGGAGUCCUGCACGAUCCUCGGCCAGUGUACAACAUGGACCGAGGCAGAGGAAAGGCGGAGGGUAUGGUGGGCAACGCAUAUUCUCGACAGGAUCAUCUCGCUCGGCUCCAAGAAGCGUUUCGCCGGCUGGCCAGACCAGCCGUUGGACACGGAGAUGCUGCCCGUCGACGACCACGCCUGGGAUUCGGGCGACAUGGCCUUCUCCCUGCAGAGGUCCACCAGUACGCCGCUGGAGGACCUCACGGCCAGUCCCUUUGCGCGCCUGGCGCAGGCAUCGAUGCUCACCUCGAGGGCAAUGGCACACUGCAAAGGCGCGCCGAGGCGGUAUGCCCACCGCUGGCCUAAGGGGUCGGGGAAUGGAACGACAGAGAAGGAGGGGGACAAGGAUGCCUUCAGUAUCAAGGAGGUCAGAGAGAUACUCCGUGACCUGCACACACUCGGCCAUGCCAUCGAGACAGACAUAUCCAACGCCGGCGGCGUGGGCAGCGACGCAUACUUCGCGCUGAGCCCCUCGCGGUGCCUCGUCUGGAGCACGACGAUCAUGGUGAUGGAUCUGUACAGCUGUCCCGAACACAUGCGCCCAGGCUCAGGGAUUGGCAGCGAGGACGGCCGGACGGCCGAGGAGCUAGCGAUGCAGGUUGAGGCGAUCAAGGGCCUGACGACGACGAGCGAGAUCAUCAAGGUGUUUGCGGGUGAGCUGCUGGGCCUGUCCCGCAGCCCCGCGACGUCCCCUGACGUUAGCAUGGCCGGUGUGGACAGCGGCGGCGGCGAGGUGGACGUGGUCGACAGGCUGAGCCCAUUGUGCUUCGAUGCCAUCUACUGCGCGCUCGCAACCUUCCACUGGCACUGGAAAGAGAACGGCCAGCCGGAGAUGAGGCAGGGUAUGGAGCAGUCGCGGGCCGCAAUGGUCAAGAUGGCGCCGAGGUGGAGGCUCGCGGGCGAGUAUUUGGAUAUAGAGAGGUAUCAUGAUGUGAUGGGAAUCGUAACUGAUCGGGCAGAUGGGUUGUGA
Molecule: messenger RNA, 1872 nt
Organism: Diaporthe citri
Lineage: Eukaryota; Fungi; Ascomycota; Sordariomycetes; Diaporthales; Diaporthaceae
Exons: 2
Coding region: 1-1872 (623 amino acids)
Biological process (GO): regulation of DNA-templated transcription; DNA-templated transcription
Cellular component (GO): nucleus
Molecular function (GO): DNA-binding transcription factor activity, RNA polymerase II-specific; DNA binding; zinc ion binding
Source: RefSeq, a predicted model, not a curated record